Suillus subalutaceus is the source of this 1410-nucleotide messenger RNA. RefSeq names its product lariat debranching enzyme, C-terminal domain-containing protein. Gene Ontology annotation, biological process: mRNA splicing, via spliceosome. The transcript has 8 exons. The record is from RefSeq and is a predicted model, not a curated record. Gene Ontology annotation, molecular function: RNA lariat debranching enzyme activity. Gene Ontology annotation, cellular component: nucleus. Lineage: Eukaryota; Fungi; Basidiomycota; Agaricomycetes; Boletales; Suillaceae. Bases 1 to 1410 code for a protein of 469 amino acids.
AUGAAGAUUGCAGUGGAAGGAUGCAGCCAUGGCGCGCUGGACGCGAUCUACCAGUACCUACGUGAUCUGGAGGCCAGGCACAACUAUAUUAUAGAUUUACUUCUUAUGUGCGGGGACUUUCAAGCUAUUCGCAAUCACAGAGACAUGCAAUGCAUGGCUGUACCGCAGAAGUAUAGGCAGCUAGGUGAUUUCCACAAGUACUAUACAGGAGAAAGGACCGCUCCGGUGCUUACGAUCGUGAUAGGCGGGAAUCACGAGGCGUCAAAUUACAUGUCGGAACUGUAUCAUGGUGGGUGGCUUGCACCAAACAUAUACUUCCUUGGGCAUGCAGGAUGCAUCCAAGUGAACGGUAUCCGUAUCGCUGGCGCGUCUGGAAUCUUCAAAAGUAACGAUUUCAGCCUAGGUCUUUACGAAAGACUGCCUUACGAUCAUGGCUCCAUGCGAAGUAUAUACCACAUCAGGGAAUUCAACGUUCGCCGUCUGUCUUUGCUGUCCUCCCCGGAUAUAUUCCUUUCUCAUGAUUGGCCUCAAUUCAUCGAGCGACAUGGUGACACUCAGGGUCUUCUUCGCCGCAAGCCAUUUUUCAGACAGGAUGUACAGACGGGCAACCUGGGUUCCCCUCCUUUAAUGGGGCUCUUGCGGACACUGAAACCAAAAUGGUGGUUCUCAGCGCAUUUGCAUGUUCGCUUUGAGGCUACCGUACAGCAUGAACAAUCUGGCACCGGAUCGAAUUCUCCAUCCACUACUUCGCUGCCACAAAACCCAGAUGAAAUAGCAAUUGCAGAUGAUGAUUUCGAUGCAGAUGAACCUCAGAAUCCUCCAAUUGAAACUCGUUUGCAAACGACUUCCCACAACCCUGAUGAAAUAACCCUAGAAGAGGAAGAAGAAGAAGUUAUACAAUCGCCUCCUGUUGUUUAUCAGCCACAGUCAUCAGUGACGAAUUUCCUCGCAUUGGAUAAAUGCCUGCCAAAACGAGAAUUUAUGGAGGUCAUCGAUGUGCCUACCACAUCGGAUGAUUCUACCAUGCCUGGACAACGCUGCUUGCCGAAGCUCACAUUCGAUCCGGAAUGGCUGGCAAUAUCACGCGCUUUCCACCCAUUCUUUUCCACGAGGCGGCGUCAAGCAGAUUAUCCUGACGAAGCAACAGCUCGCGCGAAGGUUGCCGAAGAGAUGGAGUGGGUCAAGUCGAAUGUGCACAACAACGAUGCAAAUUCCUCUGAUGGUCCUCUACCUGGAAUCCGAUCCAUUUUGGAUUGCCAGACAUUCGUGCAGAGCGCCCCUGGUCCUGGAAGUGAAGGAGCUCAAAAGAAUCAACAACCACCUUGGUACACUAAUCCUCAGACUGCCGCUUUUUGUGAUAUGCUUGACAUUCAGAACAUGAUUGAUUUCUCUUCUGACAAUCGGGCCUAA